Messenger RNA from Exserohilum turcica Et28A, 393 nucleotides. RefSeq lists its product as uncharacterized. The record is from RefSeq and is a predicted model, not a curated record. Lineage: Eukaryota; Fungi; Ascomycota; Dothideomycetes; Pleosporales; Pleosporaceae. The transcript has a single exon. Bases 1 to 393 code for a protein of 130 amino acids.
AUGGGCAACCUGGAUGCCGACAUCUCGAUCUGCCCUCUGCCCUCUGCCCUCACCCUUGGCCUCGCCGUCCACGUCGCCUCUUGCACUUCCGCUUCUGCUUCCGCCUCCCCCGCCUCCCCCUCCACGUCCAGCUCUGCUGCUGCUGCUGCUGCUGCUGCUCCUCCUGCUCCUCCUGCCACGCCGCCCCUUCCCGGCAUCUCUGCCCGUGUGGCUGCCGUGGCUUCGUGCCACCAGCCUUGUUUGCAUCCACACGGCCAGGGCAGAGUGAGCGUCGCCUCCCCGGAGCCCGGCGCUUCCGCGGAGCCCACGACGCUGCCUGGCAGGUUCCAUGGCAUCCACCACCAGUCUGUCGCAGUGUCUAGGUGUAGGCGUACCCCGUGCCCGUGUGGCUAG